Stylophora pistillata is the source of this 1235-nucleotide messenger RNA. RefSeq names its product synaptosomal-associated protein 29. Gene Ontology annotation, biological process: synaptic vesicle priming; synaptic vesicle fusion to presynaptic active zone membrane; exocytosis. Gene Ontology annotation, cellular component: plasma membrane; SNARE complex. Lineage: Eukaryota; Metazoa; Cnidaria; Anthozoa; Scleractinia; Pocilloporidae. Gene Ontology annotation, molecular function: syntaxin binding; SNAP receptor activity. The record is from RefSeq and is a predicted model, not a curated record.
ACGAAAUGACGUCAUUAUAUUCAAACCGAAAACAACAUGUCCGCUUACAGUAGAAGAAGUGAUUUUGAUUUCAGUCGCAAAACAAACCCGUUUGAAGACGAUUCCGACGAUGAGUUUGAAAAGGUCAACGGAGAUGAAAUACGGAGUCAGAUGCAGAUGGCAAGGGAAAGGACAACGGAGAGUACAAAACGGUGUUUAGCUCUGAUUGAAGACUCACACGACAUGGCUGUCAAAACCGGAGAAGAACUCCAGUGUCAAGGAGAAAAACUGAAUCGAACAGAACGCAACUUAGACAAGAUAAAGAGCGACAUGAAAAUCGCAAAAAGACACAUCAAAUCGGUUAACAGCAUUUGGGGAGCCUUGGGCAAUUAUUUCAAGAAAGCUCCCCAACCGAAAGAAAACACUCAACAAACUUCGAGUCAUACCGACAGUGGUUUGUCAGGUUUAAAAGAUGACUCUUCUCUGUGUUAUCCCGGUAGAGACCGCGAAAGUGGAAGCAAAGGCUACGGAGCAUGGACAGGAGAAGCUGGUCAAUUUGAAAGAAGGAGCUUUUCCUCGCGCGACCCAUACGAAAGGGAAAUCGACGCAAAUCUGGAUCUUGUGUCACGAGGCUUAGGCCGGCUUAAGGAAGACGCAUUGAUACUUGGUAGCGAGAUCGAACGGCAAAAUGAACAGCUAGACAGAAUUGGAGUAAAGGCAGAUGUAGCUUACAAAACGGUUGAGGAAUCAGAUAAAAAAGUUCGACGGAUCUUGAGGAAAUAACUGACUUUUAGCAAAUAUUCCAUGGAAAUUCCAUGGAAUAUUGAAAUGUUGAUUUAUGAAUAUGCCAUUCCUGGCAUUGAUCUGUGAUGGAUCAUGAGAAAAAUGAGCUUGAGUUGAAAAAAGUUAUAUAACUUUGAUAAAGCACUAGAAAAUUUCUAAAGGAACAAUCUGAGGAACUGAAAAAUGAGUUUGAGUUUAAAAAAGUGAAUGUAGUUAAGCACUAGACAAUUAUUUCCAAUGAUGUUUGAGAUCACCAACAGUUUUUAUGAACCUCACAAACUUUAUGACUUUAUGGCACAUCUGUUAUUUUAAGUUGCAGAUUGUUCCUUUGUAGUGGAUGUGAUUGUUGAAAAAUUAAAUCAUGUUAACUUCAAGUGUAGACAGUUCCAUUCAGACAAGCAAUGCAAAUUUGGCUUCAUUCUUGUUCUGUUUUAUACAACACUACAAAACACAGAUAAAGUAUUUUGUUCAUA